Messenger RNA from Epithele typhae, 795 nucleotides. RefSeq lists its product as uncharacterized. The transcript has 5 exons. Bases 1 to 795 code for a protein of 264 amino acids. NCBI's taxonomy places the organism in Eukaryota, Fungi, Basidiomycota, Agaricomycetes, Polyporales, Epitheliaceae. The record is from RefSeq and is a predicted model, not a curated record.
AUGUACACGUCUCUGACUCUGCGGCGCUGGCACUCCCCAUCCUCAACGUACGUGGAGCACGCCAACGUGCCCCCCUCCCUCACCCCCGCUAUUCUCGAGGAGCUGUUUCGGGGCUGUUUGUUUUGCCCCGGCCGCACCACCUCCUCCGUCCCCACAACGAGCGCGUCCCUGCAACCGAUCCAGAUCCAGAGCCUCCUCCGCGUCGCCGUUUCCAAGACCAUCGCUGAGAGCAUUGCCAACUGCCUCAUCGUGACCGACUCCCCCAAGGUGAAAAUCCAGCUCACCUGUAUACACGAGCACAUCUUCUCCCUCGUGUCACGUCAAGUCACGAUUCCUUCAAUGUUGAUCCGCAUCCACGAGCCCAGGCAAGAGAACGAGCUCCCCCGGUGUAGGGUCGAGGAGGUCAACUGCCAGCUCGUGGUCCCACCGGCACGCUCCACAACACCGUUGCCUCUUGACUCGAUCUACAAUGCCAAUCGGAAGCUGCCGCUUGAAGACACGUCUCCGACGUUGUUUGUCGGCAACGCCUUCGGCGACGCUCCGGCGGCACGCUCCACGCCGCCGCCGUUGGUGAUUGUCGAUCCUCCUGCCCCACGCGUCCGCGUGUGGAGCUGCAUCGUUUGGGAGGCACUGGCACCGUGUGCGCGUUGCACUCGUGGCGACCGCGGAUGGCUCGAGUACGUCGAAGUCGCUCUCGUCCCCGAUCUCGCGCCGCUCCGCCUCCAGGGGGAGGACAACGUGAUGUUGAACCUCCCCGUUCCGACUCUCGCACCCAUGCCCGUAGCAGUAAUCUAG